Molecule: messenger RNA, 1888 nt
Organism: Spodoptera litura
Lineage: Eukaryota; Metazoa; Arthropoda; Insecta; Lepidoptera; Noctuidae
Source: RefSeq, a predicted model, not a curated record
AUGGACCUUCUUCACUGUACGAUUUUACUUGGAGGAGCUACCCCACGGAACCUAUUUCACCUGCCGAGCGCCGCGAAAAGUUUGUUGGUGACAGUGGCCCCACGAUUGAACGGACCACAGAUCCUUAUGAGAUAUUCACAAGGAUUUGGGACCAUUCAAUCAUGGGGCACAUUGUCACCCAAACUAAUUUAUACGCACAGGAGUAUGCCUCCCAUUUACUUGAUACGGGGUUGAUGGGCCCCCAUAGUCGCAUCACUAGGUGGAAAGACGUCACGUUAGACGAGCUUUACGUCUAUUUUGCCAUAGUGUUGGCUAUGGGGGUCCUUGUCAAAUCAAAAAUGGAAGAAUACUGGUGCCGCGAUGGCAAUAUUUUCAGCACACCACAUUUUGCCGCAUAUAUGCCUCUUUUUAGGUUCCAGCUUAUUAAUAGAUGUUUACACUUUAAUGAUAAUAGACUUCUUAUGCCAGAUUUAUUACCUAAAGAGGCUAAACUAUUUAAAAUCAAACCAAUAGUUACCCAUUUAAAUUCAGCAUUUUCUAAAUUGUUUAAUCUUUACCAAAACGUUGCACUCGACGAGUCACUGACGCAGUGGAAGGGCUGGUUAAACAUAAAACAGUACAUACCAAACAAAAAGUCCGCAGUUGGAAUCAAAACAUACGAAGUAUGUGACUCCCGCACAGGAUAUCUGUGGCGGUUUGAAGUCCAUACGGGUGCUGAAAGUCCAUCCACGGAGAACGAUAGAAUAAUUGUGGGGAGUAUACCAAAUUUAGUUCUUCGACUGUUGGACGGCCUUGAACACAGUGGUCGUACCAUAUGGAUGGACAACUAUUAUAACUCCCCUUCUUUAGCCCGCGUCUUAAAAACGCUUGGUCUCGACUGCGUCGGGACUUUGCGGACCAACCGACAAUUUGUCCCAAAUGAAAUUGUCGCUUUAAAGCAGGGGAACAUGAGAGUAGGACAGGUGUGCGGCUGCACAUCCGGAGACGUCGACCUGAUGGUGUGGCGAGAUCAGAACAAGGUUGCUAUGAUUUCGACAUACCAUGGGGUCGCAGUCUCUGAUGGUAAGCCCACAAUUGUCAAAGAUUAUAAUAUCUGUAUGGGGGGCGUAGAUCGUAAAGACCAGAUGUUAUCUACGUAUCCUGUAGAGAGAAAACGUACUAUGGUAUGGUACAAAAAAUUCUUCAAAAGGCUUCUGAAUGUGAGCGUUCUAAACGCUUACAUUAUCAGCAAGUGUUUUGAUGAAUCAGUCGAUCACAGAGACUUCAGAACCGAUUUAAUUAAGGCUAUAUUACAAAAACAUAGCCAGCCUUUGCAGUCCGUCAGUGUCGCUCCGCUGCUAUCUCUCGCUGGGCCAAAACUAUCGCCUGAGGUGAUAGCGCACUUUCCAACAUGGCUCCCAACUCUGCCGAAUGGAUUUGGUAGACAAAAGCGUCAGUGUGCUGUUUGCAAAAAGCGUACUUACCAGUUUUGCAAACAGUGCAACGUUGCUUUAUGUUUUGACCCAGAGCGAGAUUGCUGCUACAUACAGUACCAUUCUUAAACGAACAGACUGACUGACUGACACAGCCUCCCCAAGUUAGAAUCGAGACAGACUGACUGACAAAUCGUAACAUACCGUAUAGUUUUUAUUUGACGUUUCUGUGUGCUUUUUGUAAAAACCAAAAGAAAUAAAUGACUUUGAGUUUGAGUUAUAGUUUGGCAGAAAAGUGACUGUGAUAUACGGGUGGACAACUGUAUCCGUAAGUACAAUACACUACCAAGUAAUGUGCCUGAAUUAUCAGCAAAAAUUGUGCCAUGAGGCUUACUAUAGCAUUAAAGAGUUUUUCAAUGACAAGGCUGCUUGGCAGUGAAUGAAUUGCUCAUCGUCUUAAGCAUAAAAAAACUAUG